Messenger RNA from Penicillium chermesinum, 225 nucleotides. It is a transcript of the gene tfb5, whose product is annotated as TFIIH complex subunit TFB5. NCBI's taxonomy places the organism in Eukaryota, Fungi, Ascomycota, Eurotiomycetes, Eurotiales, Aspergillaceae. Bases 1 to 225 code for a protein of 74 amino acids. The transcript is spliced from 3 exons. The record is from RefSeq and is a predicted model, not a curated record. Gene Ontology annotation, cellular component: transcription factor TFIIH holo complex; transcription factor TFIIH core complex. Gene Ontology annotation, biological process: nucleotide-excision repair, preincision complex assembly; transcription by RNA polymerase II; transcription initiation at RNA polymerase II promoter.
AUGCCACGUGCAGUCAAAGGCCUGCUCAUCGAAUGCGAUCCCUCAAUCAAAGCCAUGAUCCAAAUGUACGACGAGGAGCGCCAUGACUACAUCGUGGAGGACCUGGAUGACGACAGACACCUAGUAAUCAAAGAGAGCCAGCUCGAAAACCUGAAAGCGCGUCUCGAUCAGGACCUCGAUGCCAAGAUCGGUGGAUUAGAAGACUCCGAGUCUGAAGGGCAAUGA